CACAUUCCGGCCUGGCGGCCUAUAUAAGGUCGUCCAUCGCAAUACAAGGGGAGUAUCAAUCGAACUGCUGUCCGUCGUCAACCCGAACGCUUCGUCAUCGCCUACAACCGCUACCAGGACGCAACAGGACUCAUCAUCGCCGCCGAGGAACACCAUCGUCCGCUCAGCCAAGCGUCAUUCGCUCUUUCCAAGCAGGCUUGCCCUGUUUGUGACGCUCACGGCCCCCGACGCGGGCGAGCUUCCGCACGCCGCUGUACUGCGCCAUUUGAAAGAAGGAAUAAAGAUUUUUCAGUGUCUAAGCAGAAUUUGAUUCUGACGUGAUCUUCCGCGCAUUCCCUGCCACUUCCUCUAUCCGGGACGAGUGUGGCUGCACUCGCCAACAACAGCCAAACAUGUAUGCACCGUCCGAGGCGUCAGCGUUACCGCUGAAAAAUCUAUAUUGGGUCCCUAGAAAUGAUACCACCAAAUAUCUGUGGUUUAAUCAGAGUUCCUAGUUCCAUUGACAAUAUUCCCAAACUGUGCUGUCUGCUUAAUCAGUGGUAGUCAAAUAAAAUUGAUGAAUAGCUCAUCAGUACUCAAUUAAGUCAACUAUGGCUGAACUUGACUACCACUGAUCGAGCAAGCAGUAGUUUGGAAAUAUCUUCCGAACUAAGAAUUUGAUUGGAACGACAGAUAUUUGGUGGAAUCUUGGUGGAAUCUUGGUGGAAUAAUUUCUAGGAACCCGAGAGAUUUUUCAGCGGUAACGCUGGUAUGCAUAUAUACUGCUAUUAUUAAGCUUGUGCUAGUCGAGUAUAGCCUGUAGAAUGAUAAUAUUAUAGACGUACAAGUAGUUUAGUCAGGUUAUGUUUAUUAUAAAAACUAUGCUAAUCAUCAAUGAGAGGAGAAUAUUUUAUUAAUGAUACUAAAAUCAAAUAGAAGAAUGAUUUUGUGGGAAGAAGAUUCGACGGAUUAUUUUGUCCAUUUGACAAAUGUAUCUAAACAUUUCUACUUAGGGCUUGGCUUAGCUGUCAUGUCAAGUGGAUUUAUAGGAACAAGUUUUAUAAUAAAAAAGAAAGCUCUCAUUAGAUUACAGAGGUAUGGAUGGCUGAGAGCCGGUGCUGGUGGAUUUGGAUAUUUGCGACAAUGGAUUUGGUGGGCUGGCUUAUUAUCAAUGGGCAUUGGAGAAGUAGCUAAUUUUGCAGCAUAUGCAUUUGCGCCUGCAACUCUUGUGACACCACUUGGAGCAUUAAGCGUAUUAGUAUCAGCAAUUUUAGCUUCAAUUUACCUCAAUGAGCACUUGAACUUAUUGGGAAAACUUGGAUGCUUACUAUGCAUUCUGGGAUCAAUAGUCUUGGUACUUCAUGCCCCAAAAGAAGAACAAAUCGAAAGUAUAGAAGAUUUAACAUUCAAAAUGCAAAAUUCUGCAUUUGUGACUUACACCAUAUUAGUUGUUAUAGGCUGUUUUGCAGUUGUAUUCUAUUUUGGGCCACUGUAUGUAAUGAGCUGCAAAGGCUUGGGAUUAGCUUUAAAGGAAACAAUGGAUGGUAAAAAUGAGAUGACCAAUUGGCUGACAUGGGUUUUACUUUUUGUGCUCAUUCUAUGUAUUAUGGUUCAAAUGAACUACCUCAAUAAGUCAUUAGAUUUAUUUAAUACAAGUGUGGUGACACCAAUUUAUUAUGUAUUUUUUACAACUUUUGUGAUAAUUGCCUCAGCAAUAUUAUUUAGAGAAUGGGAGUGCAUGAGUAGUGAAGAUGUCAUAGGUUGUCUUUGUGGCUUUUUGACUGUAAUAAUUGCAAUAUUUUUAUUGAAUGCUUUUAAAGAUAUGGAUGUUAGUUACAAUGAUGUAAAACAAAUUUUUAGGCCAAAACGGGAAAUUAUUGCUCAAAGUAUUGGAUGGGAUGAUCAUAGUGAAAAUGGGCAAAUUAGAUAUGAUUCAGGGCACAAUUAUGGUAGCAGUAUAGCAAGAUCAAUGUGACGUUACAUAGAUUAGAUUAUAGACUUUUGUACACAUAUCACAAUUGCUUUUGCCACAAAAAAUGUCGGAAAACAUAGGUAUAGUCUAGUCAAUAUUACAAAUUACAAAUGACUAUGUCCCAGGCAUUUUCACAAUACUUUACUUUUCAUGAAAUAGUUGUGAAAAGUAUGCUUAUUGUAAAAUAAAAUGCUAAAUAAGACUGUAAUUUAUAAGAAAACACUACGUAUACAUAAGCAGGAAUUGAUGUCCCAAUUAUUAUCAUGCAUAUAUUUUUAAAUGCAAAUGUAAACUUUCAUAUUGUUAUACCAUUAAAUACAAUUGUUUUUUUAUAUACAUUUAGAAAACAUUUAU
Molecule: messenger RNA, 2305 nt
Organism: Phymastichus coffea
Lineage: Eukaryota; Metazoa; Arthropoda; Insecta; Hymenoptera; Eulophidae
Gene: spict
Product: magnesium transporter NIPA2
Exons: 5
Coding region: 896-1954 (352 amino acids)
Biological process (GO): magnesium ion transport
Cellular component (GO): membrane
Molecular function (GO): magnesium ion transmembrane transporter activity
Source: RefSeq, a predicted model, not a curated record